AGGGCUUUAGUCAUAAAUUAUAAAUUCCACACAAACUAAUCUACCUUUGUGAUUGUGACGCAUCAUUUUCAGCGCAAACAGAUAGUCCUAGAUAAGAUACCAAUAUGAGUGUUAUCGCGUUACCUCAUUUAAUCUACCAUCAGUGUAUAAUGUGAAGGCGGCAACCAUGCGCGGAAUAAUCAUAGACAAAAUAAAAAAUGUUGUGUUUUUUCUUCUCUUUGUAAACAUUAUAAGUGGCCAGGAUGUAGUGACUGAGCAAGCAAGGAAGAAUAUAAGAGUGUGUGAUUAUUGCACAUGCAGCGAGAUCCCUAACGAGGAUGCAACGCAUUUGGUGCUCAACAUACAGUGCUCGGAGUUGGAUCGGAUAGAAAAUUUGCCGGAUUUGGACAAGAUAGAGUGGCCUGACAACCCUAAUGCACUGAAGAUUUCAGCCACAUUCGAAGGACUUGGCCUCUCAACUCUGGGAAAGCUACCAGCAAACAGUCAAGUAGAGUCACUGAAAUUUAACAACAACGCGAUCAAAGCGUACUGGCCGGACCCUUUCACAGAUGUCCCAAACUUGAGGAAACUCUCCUUCGCACAGAAUGACCUCACGGAGGUCACACCCGACCUAUUCACCAACAUACCAAACCUGCAAGAACUGGACAUCUCAUACAAUAAGCUAACAAGCUUCAACCCGCUGGAUUUCAAAUCUUUACACAACGUCAAAAGGUUUAACUUACAAAGUAACCUGCUUAAGAAGAUACCCGUAGAUGCCCUGCAGCCAAUGAAAGCUUUGGAGGAUUUAGACUUGAGUAAGAAUGGCAUUUACGAUCUGCUGCUGCAGAAAUCGGACGUGGAUACGCUGAGUGCGGUGAAGAGGCUGAGUUUGAAUGGGAAUAGGAUUCGAUCGGUUAUCAAGGACUCGUUUCCGGUGAAUAAUUCUUUAGAACUACUAGAUCUGUCUAACAACAUAAUCGAGGUAGUAGAAGAAGACGCUUUCCUGACCUGCACCAAUCUAAAGGAAUUGAACCUUGGGCAGAACAACAUAACGUUCAUUUUCUCCCUGCCACCAUCACUGCAGAUUUUCAUAGUGAAGCAAAAUACCCUAAGAAGGUGGCCUAAGUUUCCUAAAGGCAUAACUUAUGUUGACAUAUCGUAUAAUAAACUGUCUGAAUUAUACAGUAAAUUGUAUAGCUCUGAUUUUGAGAAUUUGGAGGUGUUAAACAUAGCGGGAAACCAGCUGACAGAGUUGCACUUUGCAAGUAAACUACCCAACCUAUAUAGCCUGGAUGUUUCUUACAACCUACUCGAAGAAAUCCCAACGAGUUUAAACUCUCAUAAUUUCCCCAAUUUAGAGGAGUUGCGUUUAGAUGGCAACCCUAUAACCAGUAUUUACUUCAAAGAGAUUCUGGCUGUAAAGAGUCUGUAUAUGAAUGAACUGAGCAAACUCCUUUCUGUGGAGGAUAAGGCUUUUAGCAAUGUGAUUGGAAAAGCUGUGGAGGAUUCUGAGCCAUGCUUUUCUCUGUUUCUCUCAAAUUGCCAUUCUCUGUAUGAAAUCCAUGAAGGAGCAUUUGAUGGGACUUCUGUUUGUAUGCUGGACAUCAGCAGCAACAACCUGACGCGUCUGUCCCGCUCACUCCUGGACUGGGCGCGUGUGAGUGAGGGAGUCAACCUGCAGUGGAACCCGUGGGACUGCGGUUGUCACCUGCAGUGGUUCCUGGAUGAGCUACUGCCGAAGAUGUAUAAGACUCAGUCGAGACUGCUGGCUCAGCUAAGAUGCGAGACGCCUCGCGCGGUGCAAGGCCUGCGGUUGGUCCACUGGUACAACUGGACGGGAGAAGUGCUCUGUAGUGAGCAGUUUAUGAACCCCGGCGAGCGUGGGGGUUAUUCGCUUUCCCCAAUGACAGAGCGAGAAGGCAACUUCCUAUCGAACCCCAGCUCGUUAACACUAAUAUUAGGAGGCUGCAUAAUAGUAGCACUACUAGUAGCGAUAGCUCUAUCUAUAUACCUCGUUAGAGGGAGAAGAAGGUAUAGAGUGAGACAGGCUGCGUUGAAGAGAAAGAGACAGAGCGCUAUAGACGCGAGGAACUCGACUGGACAGCAAAAGGAACAGUAUUCUGCAUUAAAUAAGGUUUAAAAUUAGUUACGUUUAAGUGUGUAAUUUAUGUAUGUGCCAUAGAUUUAGCUUGCCAGUAACAAAUUAGUUUAAAAAUAAUGUUACAUUUAAAUGCAUCCAUUAUUAAUAAGCUUUUGUAAAAUAUUAAUGCGUGUUUGAAAAAUGAUUUGCGCUGGCACGUAAGUUUGUUAUUUAAUGAAAUAGUUAUUUUUA
Plutella xylostella (diamondback moth) is the source of this 2311-nucleotide messenger RNA. RefSeq lists its product as uncharacterized. The record is from RefSeq and is a predicted model, not a curated record. Gene Ontology annotation, cellular component: extracellular matrix. Gene Ontology annotation, molecular function: protein binding. Lineage: Eukaryota; Metazoa; Arthropoda; Insecta; Lepidoptera; Plutellidae.